CCAGAACCAGAAACUUUCUUAUCAUAUAUAAAAAGCUGGUGUGUAACUAUUGAAAUGGAACUAAGUUUCAUGAAGUAUAAAGCUAUGUCAAGCAACGAUAACCCUCCAUCGGGAACUCAACCAAUACCAGUGCCCGAAAAACCCGAAGUUAAUCUUGGUCGUGGCAAUAAUCCGGGAGUCUAUUGA
Messenger RNA from Dentiscutata erythropus, 186 nucleotides. The record is from the annotation of a GenBank genome assembly. Lineage: Eukaryota; Fungi; Glomeromycota; Glomeromycetes; Diversisporales; Gigasporaceae.